This is a messenger RNA of Phalaenopsis equestris, 4022 nucleotides long. RefSeq lists its product as uncharacterized. The transcript is spliced from 6 exons. The record is from RefSeq and is a predicted model, not a curated record. NCBI's taxonomy places the organism in Eukaryota, Viridiplantae, Streptophyta, Magnoliopsida, Asparagales, Orchidaceae. The coding region runs from base 360 to 4022 and encodes 1220 amino acids.
UUCCUGUUUCCUGUUUUUAGGCAAGCUUGCUACGCGUACGGCGACGAACGACACUGGAUUCCGAGGAAAGGCCUCACCGGAUCCCCAUCGCGAUAAUGCCGAAACUGCCAUGCGCGAAAAUGGAGCGACGAGCGCCAAGCGAGAGAGAGAGAGAGCCUCUGUAUGUGGAGGAGGUGUCAGCAUCCACGCCAAUCUCGGGGAAGCGCAAGUAUUUUCGGCUAUCUUACCACUUGCUGUUAUUGAUCUUCCGAUUACUGGUUCAUCUGCUGAGCGCAUUCGUUUUAGGUUAGAAAGUUGAUUGGAAGAUUUUCUUCAGGCCCGAUAAAUUUCUGCUGAGAAAGGUUGAAACUUGAAAAAAAAUGGCGCAAGUUCGACCUAAGAUUAGGUUGGGAGUGGAUGAGGAAACGAUCAUGGAAAACUUGUUUGGGGAGGAAAUUAAAUUUUUGGGCCGAGAUGGAUUUGAAGGCUCAGAAAAGGAGCGACGCAUGUGCAUGAAUGUUAUGGAUGGAGUGGAUGUUAGAAAUUUCAGCAAUUCUUCCAAGAUGGUAAAAUUUCAAGUGAGAAGCAGAAAUGAAUCACUUACAGAAGCCACAGCCAAAUCUCCUAUUUCUAAAGAGAGUUGUGCUUCUACACAGUCAAAACAUGACAUGUGCAUCGUUGAAAGCUCAGUGGGGAUGCCAUCUGAUGUGGAUUUUUCUGCUAGUACUCCUUCACCUGCUGUCCUGAGUAAAAUUGUUGCAGAAGAAAAUGUAUUAAAACAUUCCUUAGUGGAUCUCCAAACACCGGCCAACCAAAAAUACGAAGAGUCAGAUGCUACUGGUUUGGUUAAUAAUGUGUUGGCCCUGCCAUGCCAACAGUCGGCUGAACCUAAUGUUCCAACCACUGACGCUAUCACUGCAUUGGUUGAGACGCCAACUUGUAAUGAUAUUCAUGCUCACCUCAGUUCAGAAGAACAUCUGGGAAAGAUAGCUACAGAACAUAGCAAUAGAAUAUCGUUGGAACCAUUAUGUAGUAGGGAUCUUACCCUUCUGCUCCGCUCACAUGCAUGUCGUCUUCUUAAGGAUGCUGGUUGGCUGGUUAAGAUUCGGCAACGCAUUCACAAGCCCCAAGUUGAUUCCCACUAUAUAUCACCCAAUGGACAUACUUUUCACUCCCUUUCCAAAGCUUGGGUGGCAUUUGGGUCCGAGUUACUUGCUAGUAUUCAAAUUGCAGGAGCUAAUGUCAAAAUGGAAAGAGUUUGGGCUCAUAUUGAUGGGUUCUGGGCUGACUUAGCAAAUAUUUUGGUAGAAAUUAAUGCAAAGAUCCAGGGCAUGGAAAAGCCUGCUUCUUUUCUGCUGCAAUGGUGCAUACUUGAUCCUUUCAUGGCUGUGGUGUGCAUUGAUAAAAAAGUUACUGCUCUGAAACGCGGAAUGGUAGUGAAAGCGGCAAAAAGUAAAGCAAUCAUUUUAAGUGACAACAAGAGCUUGUUCUUUGCAUCGGAGGGUGCGAGUAAGCUUCAAGAUCACACUUUCCCUCGCAACAUGGGCCAAUCAGUGCAGCCAGUUUUUUCUGAUAGCAGGUCAGAGGUGCUUAGAUGUUCCAGUGGUCAGCAGUUUUCACCUUUACAUGCUUUUCAAGGUUUGAAAAGAAAAGGGAAGCGCAAGAAAUUAGUGUAUGGAACAAGCGACGAUAUGCAUUCCCGCGGUAAAAGACCCAAAAGCUCAUCUAGGCAUGUAACCGAGGUGUUUUCUAAUGCUACAAACUUGCAUGGAAUGAAGCACAAUCUUUCAUUAGCCAAUGAUAUGCCAGUUCAAGUGGCAAUGAUCUUUGAUGGUUCUUCACAUCCUGAUUGCUUGAAUCUAUCUGAAAAUUCCUCAAUUCAGACAAAAGGAGUGUGUUGCAGUCCCACUGAGAAAUCGAACAUAGAUAAUGAUUCUUUUAAUGAAUCAAGAACUGAUCAACCAGCACUUUCUAAAGACACCCCAUGCAGCUCUAUGAGCAUGGCAAAUCAAAAGGAUAAAUUUGGCUCUUCUUAUGUUUUUGGUGAUAGCAUUAGGAGGGCAUUAACUUUUCAAGGAAGCGUUGAAAUUGGUGGUAGUUCGUAUUUCAAGCCUACCGAUGUUAGUUGUUAUACUCAUGAGAGAAAUGAGAAUCUUGGUGAAGAUGGACAACUGAGGAGGACAAAUUUUGGAAAUACUAGGAACUUUUUAAUGGUAAAUCCGACACAUCUUAACCACCAGAAUUCAGAAAAACAGACGACUAGUUUAAUAAAGCAGACAUCAAAAAGGUCUAAGAGAACUUCAGAAUCUCAGUUGGCAAAAAGUACUGUUAAGAAGUCUAAGAAUAGUAUAGAAAAUGAAUUCAUGAUAUAUUUUAAGAUUUCUGAACUUGAUGCCAAUGAAGAAAACACAGAGGGUUUGAUGUCUAACGUUUCAGAUGCUAAUUGCAUAUUCUCAUUCCCUAUUUCUAUGAAUCAUUGCAAAAAUGAUUCCCCACAUCUUAACCACCAGAAUGCCACUAAUUCGAGAGAGGAAUUAAUUUCAGAGGAGACAACGAAAUCUGUUUCUCAUCAAAUCCAAGCUGAAGAGCCUUCUAAAUUGGAGAUUGAGCGUACUAAAUCCCAAAAGUCUCAUAAUUACUUUAAUGAUUUUAGUGCAGUUGUUUGUUCAUUGAAUGUUUUAGGGAAUUCAUUUAGUGCGCCUCUCGACAAAAGGGUUGAUGAAGCUCUACCUACUGACCCUCUCAUCAGCAAAGAAGUGGAUGAAGUGGAGAAAGCUAAUGCGUGUGAAAAUAAUGGAAAGGAAAAUCACAGUUAUGUGAUUCAGAACAAUUACCAUGCAAUGUCAAAAGAUGGUAUAAUUUCGCUAGAGCCUCCACGCGACAAGAGUUUUGAUGAAGCUCUAAUGCUUGAUCUCGGCAGCUCCGAAGAAGCUGUCGAGGUAAAGAGAACCGUAGAGGGCAAGAAAAGAGGAAGGAAGAAAAAAUAUAGGUGCAGGAUUAAGGAUUGUAGCUCUCAAGAAGCGGGCGAGAUAAAGAAAACCGUACAGUUCAAGAAAAGAGGAAGGAAAAAACAGGAUGGCUGCAAGAUUAAGGUUAACAAUCUAUUGAAUUCUCCCAUAAUAAACACAAUGGAUAACCAAUCUUGCUGCAGAACGAUGUCUGCUAGAAGUAGGAAUUCUGAAUCACAAGCAUCCAGAGAAACAAGUAUGAGAUCUUGUAGAUCGGCUGUGCAUCCUGCUAAUCGUGCAAGGGAGGUAUCUGUUGAUGAUGAACAAGCUCUCAAAGGAGUAAGGACAGUGCUAUGCUGGCUAAUUAAGAUGGGUGUGCUUUCAUCUACUGAUAUCAUGCAGUACCAGAGUCCAAGAAAUAGUGCAGUGGUUAAGGAAGGUCAGAUUACUAAAGCUGGAAUUCUCUGCAGAUGCUGCCAGAAGAUUCUUUCUGUAUCUGAAUUUAAAAGGCACGCUGGAUUCAAGGUGCAGAAACCCUCUCUGAAUCUUUUCCUGAAGUCUGGAAAAUCAUACAUAUCAUGUCAGCUUCAGGCUUGGUCUGCUGAGUGUGAGCUGAGGAAAGAUGACUUUCGAACUAGAGAAGUAGAUAAGGAAGAUGAGAAUGAUGAUGCUUGUAGAUUUUGUGCUGAUGGUGGCGAGCUAAUAUGCUGUGAUAGCUGCCCAUCUACUUACCACCAAGCUUGUUUGUACUUACAGGAGAUUCCAGAAGGCAGUUGGUACUGCCCAAAUUGUAGUUGUGCUAUUUGCAAUUGUGCCCUUCAUGUGACCGAGGAUUCAGGUUUCAUUGCAACACUAGAGUGCUCACUGUGCGAACAGAAAUAUCAUGAAACGUGCAUAAAGGAUGGGAUUAAAUGUGAUGCAGUUGGAUCUAAUUUGUGGUUUUGUGGACAAAAAUGUCUUCAGGACCCUUCAAGACCAGGCGGUAAAUUCAUGUUUACAUCAAGUUGCAUAAGGGGCCCGUCUCGGUUUGCUGCAAUGGAGAGUCGGAUUCUAAUGGAGUUCAGUUUGGCUACUGGGGCGAAUGUCUCUUGGUAG